Molecule: messenger RNA, 1194 nt
Organism: Pieris macdunnoughi
Lineage: Eukaryota; Metazoa; Arthropoda; Insecta; Lepidoptera; Pieridae
Source: the annotation of a GenBank genome assembly
AUGGAUGACUAUGACACAGAGGAAUUUUAUGAAUAUCCACAAGAGAUGGGAAGAAAUCACCCUGAAUUUCAAAUGCCUCCUAUGAAUGAUAAUUUUAAUAGACUUGACCCACCGGAGCCCCCUCUGGGCUACAUAGAGUGUCGGAGCGUUCAAGUAUUACAAAUCGUUACAAAAGCGCAUACGGCCCAUAUUCCGGGGGAUACGGGCCAAUGGGGGGGCGGGAGGGGCGGAUUUGGGCCAAACGAUAACUUUGGCCCUCCGCUUGGCUUCGGCCCUCCGCCACCUCCUGGCCCUCCUCCACCUUCUGGCCCUUGGCCUUGUGGGCCUGCAAUGUGGACUAGAGGACCUCCGUAUCCAUCUAGGUCACAAAAGAAUGACGCUGUCAAAUAUUUAAUUAAAUGUGGAGUCCCUCGUGAGCAUUUGAAAAACUUGCCCAGGGAUCUCUUACAACUGAUUACACCGGACUAUUGUGGCCUGUGUGCGGUGGCGUGUGAUACAUUUGCUUUGGCUCGCGUGCACUACAACUCUAAAAACCAUCUGAGAAAUCAAAAGAAAUGGCAGUUGAAUCGUGGCCAUGGAGGUCAGGGUAUGGGCCCACUCAAAUCUCGGGACCUGUACUGCGAGUUGUGUGAUGUGGAAAUCACGUCGAAGGUCCAUUCCCAAUCCCACUACUCGGGAAAAUCCCACAGGGCAAUCGUCGAAGGACGCCGUAAUCCAAAAAAUCCAAUUUUGGUUCAGCCUGGUAUGGAAGACCGCAUAAAGCAACUCGUGCGUCGCGAGAAAAGGUUUCUGGUGACUGAACAGGUUGAUACUGCUGAAGCGGCGUUAUCUGAUUUUAUCGAUAUAAAGGACAGGAUCCCAGCGGAAUUGCAUUGCGACAUUUGCAAGACGUUCGUGACUUGUACGGAGCAGAUGACCCUGCACUUGAACGGCAAGAAGCAUCUUAACAAGGAGAAGCAGCACAUCUUGAAAAUGAUGAAGGGGGAGGCCAGUGAUAACGAUGCAGCGGCCAAGUCCACCGCCAAUAAUGAUGAUGAUUUGCUGCGAACCCUCGACCACGUACUUGAAAAACUACCGCCAAUAGAGGACGAGGAUCUGAGAAAAGAUGAGGCAGUUGAAGGGGAAGACGGAGCUGCUGAAGAUUGGGAGAAGAGUGGUGAAAAAUGGGACGAACCAGAAACACUAUGGUCUUAG